AUGGCCGACCAGACCCCCGAUUCUUGGGAGGAUGAACUCUCCAGACAGACUGAGGGCGUCCGCCUGAACGCCAACGCACAAUCCCGUCCCCAGGCCCAGGCCCCUUCGUUCCACCCUGGUGUUGCUACUUUCCAGCCGGGAGCUGCUGCCUUUGUGCCUGGACAGAGCUUCCAGUCCUACGGUGGCUACCCCCAGUAUAGCCAGUACGGCCAGCAGGCUUACGGUGGAUACCCUGCCUAUGACCAGCAACAGCAGGCCUACGGUCAAUACGGCGCGUACGCUCAGCAACCCGGUGGUUACAACAACCAGAACUUCAACCAGCAGCAGCAGCAGUACGGUGGUUACCAGCAGCAGCAGCAGUUCUCCCAGCAGCCCCGCCAAGCAGCGCCGGCUGCUACCCAGCAGCCCAAGGCUGCUGCCCAGCCCGCCCCGAAGCCCGCCGCAACCAACGCCGCUCCCCCUAAGGCCAAGGUCCUGACCAUCGGUGGCGCCAGCAACUCCCCUGCCGCUCCCAAGACUAAGGUCCUUUCGAUCGGCACUCCCUCUCCCGCUCCUGCGUCAAGCACCCCUUCUUCGACCUCGGGUGCGGCCACACCUGGAGAUUCCAAGGGCGCUGCGGCUGUUGAGGCAGCCGCUAAGGUGACUGCCACCAAGGCUAUCGAGAAGACUGAGAAGAAGGCGGAUCAGAAGGCCGCCGCCAGUGGCAAGUCGUCUCCUGCACCCUCGGGUCGGUCCAGCCCUGGGAGAUCCAGCCCUGCCCGCGGCGAAGCUGCCAAGGCCGCCCGCAAUGCGGAUGCUGUCGCCAUGGAACAACAAGCUGAUGUGGAUGAGGCUACGUUGAAGGAAAUCUACGGUGAAAAGAAGGAGCACGUCAACAUUGUCUUCAUCGGUCACGUCGAUGCCGGAAAGUCGACCCUGGGAGGAUCUAUUCUCUACGUCACCGGUAUGGUGGAUGAGCGUACCCUGGACAAGUACAAGAGGGAUGCCAAGGAAGCCGGUCGAGAGACCUGGUACCUCUCUUGGGCCCUGGAUCUCACCAACGAAGAACGUGCCAAGGGUAAGACUGUUGAGGUCGGUCGUGCUCAUUUCCAGCUUCCCGUCACUGGAGCCGACGGCAGCACUAUCACUAGACACUUCUCCAUUUUGGAUGCUCCUGGUCACAAGUCCUACGUUCACCACAUGAUCGGUGGUGCUUCCCAGGCCGACGUUGGUGUCCUCGUCAUCUCCGCGCGUAAGGGUGAGUACGAAACCGGUUUCGAGAAGGGCGGUCAGACUCGUGAGCACGCCCUGCUUGCCAGAAACACGGGUGUGAAGACCCUGAUCGUGGCUGUCAACAAGAUGGACGACCCUACUGUUGAGUGGAGCAAGGCUCGUUUCGACGAGUGUACAGUCAAGGUCUCCAAGUUCCUGGAGAACCUCGGCUACAAGAAGAGCGAUCUCUUCUUCAUGCCCAUCUCCGCCCAGAGGACCACCGGUAUCAAGGACCGUGUGCCUACUGACGUUGCCCCCUGGUAUGGUGGCCCGUCCCUCUUGGAGUACCUCUCGAACAUGAAGGUGCCUGAGCGUAAGAUCAACGCGCCUUUCAUGAUGCCCAUCAGUGCGAAGUACCGUGACAUGGGUACCAUGUGCGAGGGUCGCAUCGAGUCUGGUGUGAUCAAGAAGAACGGCACCUGCAUCAUGAUGCCCAACCGCACGAAGGUUGAAAUUGCCGCUCUCUACGGUGAAACUGAGGACGAAAUUGCCACUGGUACUUGCGGUGACCAGGUCCGCAUGCGUCUCCGUGGUGUGGAAGAAGAGGACAUUCUUCCUGGAUUCGUGCUUUGCUCCCCCAAGCGUCCAGUGAACUGUGUCAAGGCUUUCGAGGCCAAGGUCAGAAUCCUCGAUCUCAAGAGCAUCCUUACUGCUGGUUACAACUGCGUUAUGCAUGUGCAUUCUGCAGUUGAGGAAGUCACUAUUUCGGCACUUCUGCACAAGUGUGAGCCCGGCACUGGACGCCGGAGCAAGCGCCCUCCUCCUUUCGCUAGCAAGGGUCAGACCAUCAUUGCUCGUAUCGAAGUGACGAGCUCGGCCGGUGCUGUUUGUGUGGAGCGUUUCGAAGACUACAACCAAAUGGGAAGAUUCACCCUGCGUGACCAGGGUCAAACCGUUGCCAUUGGUAUGAUUACCAAGCUGCUCUCUGAAGACAACUAG
Messenger RNA from Aspergillus sclerotioniger CBS 115572, 2190 nucleotides. RefSeq names its product translation termination factor GTPase eRF3. Gene Ontology annotation, biological process: translation; nuclear-transcribed mRNA catabolic process, deadenylation-dependent decay; translational termination. The coding region runs from base 1 to 2190 and encodes 729 amino acids. Gene Ontology annotation, molecular function: GTPase activity; GTP binding; translation release factor activity. Lineage: Eukaryota; Fungi; Ascomycota; Eurotiomycetes; Eurotiales; Aspergillaceae. The transcript has 2 exons. Gene Ontology annotation, cellular component: translation release factor complex. The record is from RefSeq and is a predicted model, not a curated record.